CUUUCAAGGCACCGAGAGGAGCAACCUCCCAGCAGCGGGGGCCACCCCACCAUGGCUGCCAAGGCCCCGUCCCUCUCCGAAGCCCUCACCAGCGGCUUCCUGACCUGCACCAUCUGCCUGGAGCGCCUGCGCCGCCCCAAGAUCCUGCCCUGCCUGCACAGCUACUGCCAGGAGUGCCUGCGGAAGUUGGCAGGAGGCCGGAAGGAGCUGCAGUGCCCGGAGUGCCGUGAGGGGGUGGCCCUCCCAGAGGGGGGCGUGGGCGCUCUCCGGACCAACUUCUUCAUCAACGGCCUGCUGGACCUGGUCCGCCCCGCAAGGGAGGCAGAGCCCACCUGCAGCCUUUGCCCGCUCACUGGUCAGGAGGCCAGCCAGCUGGCUGUCUCCCGCUGCCUGGACUGCGCCGAAGACAUGUGCCAGGACUGCGCCAGUGGGCACCGCUGCUCCCGCCUCACCCACCUCCACCUUGUGGUGGCCAUGGAGGACUACCUCUCCGGGGAGCACGACGAGGAGAUCCGGAAGCGCCAGGCGCUGCGGUGCAAGGAGCACGCUGGCGAGGAGCUGCGCUUCUUCUGCACGCCUUGUGCCGCCGUCCUUUGCCGGGAGUGCCGCCUGGGGGCCCACCUCCAGCACCCUUGCCUGCCCCUGGCCGAGGCGGCCCAGGCCCGCCGGCCGGUCAUUGUGGAGCUCCUGUCUGGGGUGGAGGAGACGGUGCAGGUCAUCCGGAUGGGGAGGGCCAACCUGGAGAGGGAGGCUGCGGAGCUGCAGGUGCGCGAGGCUAGCAUCCGGGAUGCAGUGGAGCAGGCAUGCUCACGGGUGGUGCAGCGGCUGCUGGCACACCAGGAGGAGGUCCUGACCCAGCUGGAGGACUAUGUGGAGGAGCGGCAGAAGGCCUGCCAGUCCCUCUGCUCCGAUCUGGAGUUCCAAGAGGAGGUGGCCUCCAGCACAGUGGCCUUUGCCCAGAAGGUGCUGGGCCUGGGGAGGGAGGCGGAGAUCGUCUCCCUGGAGCAGGUCAUCUGUGAGCGUCUCAGGCAUUUGCAAGGCUUCUCCUGGGAGCCGCUUGCCACCCACCUGCCUUGCCUGGUGGUUGAGGCUGAGAUCGAGGGCAGCAGCCCCCGCCUGUUCCACCUGGAGUUCCGGGAGGAGAGCCCUGCAGGAGUGCCAGAGGGCUACAAGGAGGCAGCCACGAAAGGGGCAAAGAAGAAGAAGAAGAAGAAGGAGAAUCACGUGGAGCCUGCCGAGGAGGGAUCCCAGACGACCGUCCUCACCCCCCUUCUGGCACCCAAGCCGUUCUUCUCGUGUAGCUUCUGGGUCAAGACACCCAGCGACAAGAAACGCCCCCAAGUCACGGGGCUCUGCCCCUUUGGCUCCAGAGAGCUGCUGGUGGCUGACAAGCAAAACCAGAAGCUGAAGCGCUUCUCCUUGCAGGGGGAGUUCAAGGGCACCAUCCCUAUCCCCAGUGGCGUGGCCCCGGUCAGCGUGGCCGUUGUGGGCAGCAAGGUGGCCUUCACGGCCAGCUCCUGCCUCUACCUCCUGAAUGGUGAGGGUGGCCUGGUGUGGCAGAAGGCCCUGCAAAGGGGGCAGGCCAGCCAUGCCGUGGUGGCACUGGGGGGAGACCGUGUGGCAGUAUGCGUGGCUGGGCAGUUGGAGGUGUACGACCUGGAGGGGCGGCUGCUGCAGAAGAUUGUGCCCGAGGGCAGUGCAGAGAGGUGCCUUGUCUUCCUGGCCAACUGCAAGGAUGGCUUUGUGGGCUCAGACUGGUACCACCGCAGCGUGGUCCUGUUCACCAGGACGGGGCAGCUGGUGGCCGAGUGUUCUGAGGAUCAGCUAGGCAAGUGCCAGCCGGGGGCCGUCUGUGCCGACAGCACGGGCAUCAUCUAUGUGGUCCUGCGGGAGCUGAACAAGGUGGUCGCCUUCUCCCCCAGCGGGGAAGACUUGGGGGCCUUCCUCACUGCCGAGAACAGCAUCGACCGGCCACGGGUGGCCACGGUGACUGGGGAGGGACGCUUUGCCGUGGCUCUGAGCAACGGCACCGUCCACAUCUUCCGGAUCAGAUAUCAGGGCAAGUGAGACAGAGGAAGGGCG
Messenger RNA from Zootoca vivipara (common lizard), 2082 nucleotides. RefSeq names its product E3 ubiquitin-protein ligase TRIM56-like. Gene Ontology annotation, biological process: innate immune response; positive regulation of type I interferon-mediated signaling pathway. Gene Ontology annotation, molecular function: zinc ion binding; ubiquitin protein ligase activity. The record is from RefSeq and is a predicted model, not a curated record. Gene Ontology annotation, cellular component: nucleoplasm. NCBI's taxonomy places the organism in Eukaryota, Metazoa, Chordata, Lepidosauria, Squamata, Lacertidae.